CCCGCCCACAUCCCCAGGCCCAGGCUGUCCAUCCGGGACUUCUGCGCAGACCCGACAUGGCGAACCAGGUUAUCAAGUGCAAGGCUGCAGUUGCCUGGGAAGCUGGAAAGCCUCUCUCCAUAGAGGAGAUAGAGGUAGCUCCACCAAAGGCUCAUGAAGUACGAAUUAAGAUCAUUGCCACUGCUGUCUGCCACACUGAUGCCUAUACCCUGAGUGGAGCCGAUCCUGAGGGUUGUUUUCCAGUGAUCUUGGGACAUGAAGGUGCUGGAAUUGUGGAAAGUGUUGGUGAAGGAGUAACUAAGCUAAAGGCAGGUGAUACGGUCAUCCCACUUUACAUCCCACAGUGUGGAGAAUGCAAAUUCUGUCUCAAUCCUAAAACAAACCUGUGCCAGAAGAUAAGAGUCACUCAAGGAAAAGGAUUGAUGCCAGAUGGCACUAGCAGAUUUACUUGCAAAGGAAAAACAAUUUUACACUACAUGGGAACCAGCACGUUUUCUGAGUACACAGUCGUCGCUGACAUCUCUGUUACUAAAAUUGAUCCCACAGCUCCGCUGGACAAAGUCUGCCUUCUAGGUUGUGGCAUUUCCACAGGUUAUGGUGCUGCUGUGAACACUGCCAAAGUGGAGCCUGGCUCUACUUGUGCUGUCUUUGGUCUCGGAGGAGUGGGACUGGCUGUUAUCAUGGGCUGUAAAGUGGCUGGUGCAUCCCGGAUCAUUGGUGUGGACAUCAAUAAAGAUAAAUUUGCAAGGGCCAAAGAAUUUGGAGCCUCUGAAUGCAUUAAUCCCCAAGACUUCAGUAAACCCAUCCAAGAAGUUCUCGUUGAAAUGACUGAUGGAGGAGUGGACUACUCCUUUGAGUGUAUCGGUAAUGUGAAGGUCAUGAGGGCUGCACUUGAGGCGUGCCACAAAGGCUGGGGGGUCAGCGUGGUGGUUGGAGUUGCUGCUUCAGGCGAAGAAAUUUCUACUCGUCCCUUCCAGCUGGUGACAGGCCGCACGUGGAAAGGCACGGCCUUCGGAGGAUGGAAGAGUGUAGAAAGUGUUCCAAAGUUGGUGUCUGAAUACAUGUCUAAAAAGAUAAAAGUUGAUGAGUUUGUGACUGGAAAUCUGCCCUUCAACCAAAUUAAUGAAGCCUUUGAACUGAUGCAUUCAGGGAAGAGCAUUCGAACUGUCGUAAAGAUUUAGGUCCAAGAGAAAUUGUCCAUCGUGUUCCUAUCCUGUAACGUGAUGGGAGACCUUUCAAGUUCUUGGCUUCAUCAACAUAGAGCAAUUCUAUAAGAAGCAGCGAUGUUCCCGUAUGUGGAAGUAACUUGAAAGUCUCUAAUCAAGGGCAAAGCUAGUAACAGUCACAAAUCUAUUUUCCAGAUGCUUCACAUAAAUCACUGCUAGCUUAAGGAAUAUUUUUAAAACAAUAAAAAUGAUUUCUACAUUUC
Dipodomys ordii (Ord's kangaroo rat) is the source of this 1429-nucleotide messenger RNA. RefSeq names its product alcohol dehydrogenase 5 (class III), chi polypeptide (gene Adh5). NCBI's taxonomy places the organism in Eukaryota, Metazoa, Chordata, Mammalia, Rodentia, Heteromyidae. The transcript has 9 exons. The record is from RefSeq and is a predicted model, not a curated record. Gene Ontology annotation, cellular component: cytosol. Bases 57 to 1181 code for a protein of 374 amino acids. Gene Ontology annotation, biological process: formaldehyde catabolic process. Gene Ontology annotation, molecular function: zinc ion binding; S-(hydroxymethyl)glutathione dehydrogenase [NAD(P)+] activity.